AUGACAACUCAAGUCGACCCCGAGGCUCUUGCUCGAAGUACUGAGCAAACGCCGCUUCUAGCGGACCAGCCAACGCCGGAGAUAAAUGAAGCCGGUAAUGAGCCGGACGCCGAGCCGGCUCCGGAGAAAAGGCCGAGGAGCUGGUAUGCCUGGAGGAUAUUCUGGGCCGUGCUUGCGAUAGUGGUGCUGGCGGUUUUUAUCAAGGGCUGGAUUGAUGCAGAUGAGACUGAGUUUGAUCUUAAGAAGGCCCUCAAACGGGCUCUUGGAGGAGGACUCAGCGGUGCAGCUGCCAUGGUGCUGCAAGUUCUGCUACUAAUGCCUCUACGGACAAUUAUGAACUACCAGUAUCGCCAUGGCACGUCCUUCGCUGUUGCCACGCGUACUCUUUACACUGAGGGCGGAAUCCGCAGAUACUACCAAGGAAUUGCACCUGCGUUGUUUCAAGGCUUGCCCAAUCGCGCGAUUCGGAGAUACAGCUGCGAACGCUGGUAUUCUCGCGUUACUCCAGUCAAACCCCUACCUCAAGAAUCUGCCAUCGCCAAUCAAGACCAUUUUUGCGUCUCUAUGGUAAUUUGGAGUCCGCUCGUAUUCCAAGGUGGAGGCUCAUUACUUCCCAGUGCCGCUGCGUUCCGCAUGAUCCUCACUCCCAUUGACACCUUGAAGACAACCCUUCAAGCUCAGGGUGCCCGUGGAACAGCCCUUCUGAGACGCCGUAUAAAGUCCAACGGAAUUGGUAGCUUGUGGUGGGGAGCUUUUGCUACCGCUGCUGCUACCUUUGUCGGUCAUUAUCCUUGGUUCGCAACAUACAACUACUUGUCCGAGGUCAUUACUGAGCCCUCCAGACAUCCCCUUUUCUGGUGGUUGCUCCGCCUUGCGUUCAUCGGCUUCUGCGCUUCCAUCGUCUCCGAUUCCAUCUCCAACUCAUUGAGAGUUGUCAAGACUUAUCGACAGGUCAACGACACCAAGGUCUCAUAUGCCGAAGCUGCACGCGCUGUGGUCAUCCAGGAUGGGGUCAUCGGCCUCCUUGGACGUGGACUCAAGACUCGCAUCUUGGCCAAUGGCCUUCAAGGCAUUCUCUUUUCUAUUCUCUGGAAACUGUUCCUAGAUCUGUGGGAGAAGAAAACCUAA
Fusarium musae is the source of this 1128-nucleotide messenger RNA. RefSeq lists its product as uncharacterized. The record is from RefSeq and is a predicted model, not a curated record. NCBI's taxonomy places the organism in Eukaryota, Fungi, Ascomycota, Sordariomycetes, Hypocreales, Nectriaceae. The transcript is spliced from 7 exons. Bases 1 to 1128 code for a protein of 375 amino acids.